AUGCUUCGCCUCUCCAUCGCCGUCCUCACCUCACCUCUCCUACCCACGUCCGUCCCCGCCGUCCGACCCCAUCCGCGUCGCCUACUCCGCCUCCGCGUCCGCUCCCUCGCCGCCGCCUCCUCGCUCUCGCCGUCCGCCCGCAGCCUCCGCCUCCUCGAAUGGGGCAAGGUCUGCGACGCCGUCGCCUUCUUCGCCGGCACUGCCCACGGCCGCAACGCCACAAAGAAACAACUGUGGGAGGUGGAAGAUGUGAGCUAUGAGCAGAGCCAGAGGCUGCUCCACGAGACGGAGGCGGCCGUGUGGUUGCUUGACAACGCUGGUGGGGCGAUGGAUUUCUCGGGGUUGGAUACAGUUGCGAUAGAGUCAGCAAUACAUUGUGUCUCUGGGGGCGCCGUGAUAAAAGGCCUGGAAGCAAUGGCAGUCGCUAGCUUGAUGCUGUUUGUUGAAUCAUUGCAAGUAAAUAUUAAAGCUGCCAUAAAGCUGGAUGAAGGCUCACGUAGUCGAUUAACGACACUUACAGAAACAAUUUUAGAUGCUGUAAUUAACAAGUCACUAGUGAAAUCCAUACAAGAUAUCAUUGACGAUGAUGGCUCUGUUAAAGAUACUGCAUUAUAUCAGCUUAUGGACAAGUUGACGCGCAAUGCUGAUGAUGAAGGUUCCUUGUCGGAAGUAUGCAUUGUAAAUGGAAGAUGCUGCAUUAGAACAACAAUGGAUAAUUCUUCAAUUUUUUAUGGAUUAUUGCUCUCCAGCGGGUCAGAUGCUGGAAGCACGAUAGAACCAAUUGCUGCUGUUCCGUUGAACGAUGAGUUGCAGGAAUCAAGAGCACUAGUGGCUAAAGCUGAACUGGAUGUCUUAUCAAAACUUACUGAUAAGAUUCUUCUUGAUCUUGAUAGCAUCCAGAAUUUGCUUCAGGAAGCAAUUAAACUCGAUAAGGAGAUCCCGAGGAGGAGGAUAUAUGGGCAAGAUAUUGCAGAAGAAGAUCAACUGGCGUCAGACCUUGAUUCCAUGAAACUUGGGGUUUCCCAACUGGAGAAAGACCAGCCAGUACCAGUAGAUUUUAUGAUUGCUGAAGAAACUACUGUCUUGGUCAUAACUGGCCCAAAUACAGGGGGUAAAACAAUCAGCUUGAAGACGGUUGACCUGGCAUCAUUGAUGGCUAAGAUAGGUCGCUCGAAUGCAAUCAAUAUUGCUGAAAGGCUGGGUUUGCCUUUGGAUAUAGUAGAAAGCUCCAGGCGUUUACUUGGAACAGCUGGUGCAGAGAAAAAUGCUUUGAUAAUGGACAUGGAAAGAUUCAAACAAGAAUAUCAACAACACCUUCAGGAGGCACAAUAUCUUCUUAUGCAGUCCAAGGAUCUUCAUAACAACUUGGAACUGGCACAAAAGAACAUUGUAGACCACACUUCUGCUCAGAGAAAACGAAAGGCGAGAGUAAUUUCAGAGUAUGCUGUUAUGGCCCGUUCUAUCAUUCGUAAGAAGUUUCAGCAGUUCCAGGAAUCUGCUAUAGCUGAAAGACUGAAAGAAGAGGAGAAGGCUGUGAAUGAUGCCAAAUCUGACAGAGUGAAGGAUCCUGUGCUGGCAAAUACUUCUGCCAUUGGAAAGACACAGAACAUAGAUACCAACUUGGGCAUGGCAACCAACGAUGACGAAGGUAGGGUUCCAGAAGUUGGAGAUUCAGUCUAUGUUCCUAAGCUCAAGAACGAAGCUACUGUAGUCAAAAUAGAUUCGUCCAAAAAUGAAGUUCAUGUCCAAGCCGGUAUGAUGAAACUCAAACUAGAGCUGAAAGAUGUUAAGGUUCAGAAGCGGAAAUUAUCCAGAUAG
Messenger RNA from Miscanthus lutarioriparius, 1818 nucleotides. NCBI's taxonomy places the organism in Eukaryota, Viridiplantae, Streptophyta, Magnoliopsida, Poales, Poaceae. The record is from the annotation of a GenBank genome assembly.